This is a messenger RNA of Scedosporium apiospermum, 900 nucleotides long. RefSeq lists its product as uncharacterized. The transcript has 5 exons. Lineage: Eukaryota; Fungi; Ascomycota; Sordariomycetes; Microascales; Microascaceae. The record is from RefSeq and is a predicted model, not a curated record. Gene Ontology annotation, molecular function: oxidoreductase activity. Bases 1 to 900 code for a protein of 299 amino acids.
AUGGCCCAAGUCCAACUCCCCAGCGGUGCAGUCUCAGGGCCCCGCCCUGGAGUCUUCUCGUACUUCCGCUUCAAUCCCGACGUUCACACCCGCGAAAAGCCCUAUGAGAUUCUCGUCAACCUACCUCCAGGCCGACAGCGCCAUAACCAAGAGUUCGAGGACUGCAAGACGACGGUGACGGACGUGAGAGGGCGGGAGACCGACUUCUCGCUCGAUGUCAACGGCUUCUGCUGGCGAAAAUGGGCUGGCCCCGAGGCGUGGCGCGGAAUCGACGCCGAGGCCGUCAAAGCGCUGGGUCACGACCGUAUCAUGAGCGGGUAUGUCGCCCAGGCGGAGGAAUUUCUCAGGUCCGAGCUUGCGGUAUCAGGGGAGAGUGAAGUUGACAUUGUCAAAGUGUUUGAUUAUAGGAUGCGAAAGCCUUCGAAGCCAGGACGCUCGACCUUGACGAUGGACUGGACCCCCUUCUUCCAGUUCCACACCCACACGUUGAGCUUCAAUGGCGCGAUCCUUAGAGUCAAGGAGCACAUGAAGGACGACGCAGAUGAACUUUUAAAACGACGGUUCAGGAUCAUCAAUAUCUGGAAGCCCCUCAAGCGCGUUUCUGACUGGCCAUUGGCGGUGUGCGACUCGACCACCGUCCCUCGCCGGGACCUGAUAGCCAACGACUUGGUCCGCCGCCGAUACAUUGGCGAGUCGUUCUACUCCACCUACAACCCCGAGCAUCGUUGGUAUUAUCUUUCCAAUCAAGAGCCCGACGAGGUCACCCUCCUCAAAAUCCACGACUCGGAUGAGAGCGCGGCCGUGAGGUACUCGCUGCAUUCUGCGUUUCAUCUCGGCCUGUCAGAUGAUUCUCGUGAGAGUUUCGAAGUUAGGGCCCUAGUAUUUGACGCCCCUCGGUAG